AUUCAAUGGUGCAUGAGCAACGUUACACGACAGGAACUGCGGCACGACUGUGACAAAAUAAAAUGCAUCGUACAGUGAUAUCGUUGGUGGUUUUGGUGGGAGUUUGCUGUUUGGCUCUGUCUGCCGAUGCUCUUUCAAUUGCGGAGUUAAGAGCUCAAAUCUUGGAGCAACGCAUUCAGCAACGUUUGGCAACAACUACCGCUAGUACCACACCGGCUUCGACUAGUGCAUCAACCAGCAGCAGCAGCAGCAGCAGUUCUUCAUCGUCCACGGCUACGUCUAGCACUUCUAGUGACUCUUCUUCAACUGCUGCUUCAUCUGACGCUGCUACCACAAAUUCAACUGAAGCCACCACAGCUGCCUCGGAUUCUUCUUCAACUGCAUCCACAGAUGCAUCUUCAACUUCAUCCUCAACUGCAUCAACAGCUGCAUCUUCUUCAGAGUCUUCUACUGCUUCGUCCACAUCUUCCACGUCGGCCGAUUCUACCACGAGCUCUACAACGCAAAGCGUCGAAGACAAACUGAUUGCAGAGUAUCGUGACCAAGUGCGCCAGCAGGCAAUCGAGCGAGCGCUGGCAAGAGCACGCGGUUAAGCAUUUGAAUGAUUUUGAUUAAUUGAGGCUAAUUUCUUUCUACAAAUGGAUUAAAGAUACUACACCCAUGUUACAAUUUGCUCUAAAGAGAAAACCAAAAAAACGCAUAAAACGAAUGUUUUAUUUAAACCUCAA
Messenger RNA from Anopheles nili, 728 nucleotides. RefSeq lists its product as uncharacterized. Bases 63 to 593 code for a protein of 176 amino acids. The transcript is spliced from 2 exons. NCBI's taxonomy places the organism in Eukaryota, Metazoa, Arthropoda, Insecta, Diptera, Culicidae. The record is from RefSeq and is a predicted model, not a curated record.